GCUUGACAAAGCGGCGCUUGCUGCUCGUUGCUAUGGUGACGUCGCGGCCUGCCUGCGGCCUGUGGGCGCUCCGUCGGCGCUGGAAGUGGAGCGUCCUUUGCGUUGCCCCAGUCAGUUGAAUGAGCACAGGUAGCUCGGCCGCGCCAUGAACAGGUUUAAUAUUGUCUUGGGCCAGGGGAUACCCAGGCCGACAGCCCCCAAGGUUUCUGGAAUGAUGGAAGUGAUUACUCCUGAAGAUGGAUUUGUCCUAGAAACACGUUUGCCUUUGCCAAGGCAUAGUGGCUUAGGAAGGACUGAUGUAAUGAAGGAACAGAAGAAUAGACAAAAUGGAAGGUUGCAUGUGUUUGGUCCAAAAGAAGAAGUAGUCCUUGAACCAGUUCAAACAAUUCCACGCAUGGGAUGUGGAAUUGAAUCUAUAAGCAGACCUUACACUCCAUCAAAGCAGAUCUUGUUACGUGCAGCUAAAUCCGUAGAAAAGGGGAAUACUUUAAAAAGAAUUGCAAGAAAUAAAAAUCCAAAGAUGAGUGUAAGAUUGCCUGACCGCAUAGAAGAAGAGACAGAAAUUCAUAAUGAUCAACAAUUAGAAACUGAUUUACAGAAGCUGAAUCAUGAAACUAAGAUAACUGAGGUGAAGACAGAAUUGGAAGUCAAUGAUGAAAACAUGAAAAAUUCCACAAUUGUUGAAAAGCUACCCAACGGUGAGGUCAGUACUGAGGAGCAAAGGGAAGGUGUGGCUAAAGAAAAUGCCGACAAGAAGCCACCUGAGAGUUCUGAGGACGAAAAUAAUGAACAAAGUGACUCUGAAGUUGAAAGGAGAAUUGCACCGCUACAGUUAAUGGGAGAGUUUCUGAAGGCAAUAAUGGAGCAGAAAUACAGCCUAGCAAAAAAGCUUUGUCAGAUGAUUCUGAUAUAUGAACCAGAAAACCCUGAGGCCCUGCAGUUUCUUCCACUUAUUCAGAAAAAACUAGUAUUAGGUAAGUGCUAAAACUGUAAAUACUGAAUACUACUAUACAAUUGAGAACUAUAUUAUGUUUUCUUAAGCGUUUUUGCAGAUCAGUGUAGAUCCAGCCAAGAAAUCAGUCCCUGUGCUCCUUUUGGCACUAUUGAAAGAAGACAUUCCAAGAGGUCCCUGUCCAUUGCUUCUUCCCUUGAGAUAUAAACACUUCCUGGAUUCAAGGAAAGCAGCACCACUAGCAAGUAACAUGGGAAGCAUGCAGAAGGACUGUGGCUGAUGCCUGUCCCCAAAAUGAGAAGGGAGGAAGGAAGAUGGGAGCCCAUGAUGCAAGCCUGGAAAUGUGCAUAUUACUCCCUGAAAAAGGAGUUGCAAGAGUGACUUUGCCUUUGUAUCUUUUAUAUUUCCAUGUUAGAAAGUGAGCAUGUGGCUAAAGAAGAUGAAGAAACCGGUGAAGAGAGCAGUGAAGAGGAUAGCAAUACAGAUAAAAGCGACACUGAAAGUGAUGCAAGUUCUGCAGAUUCUGAUAAAGAUGCUUAGAAAUUUGAA
Molecule: messenger RNA, 1501 nt
Organism: Lacerta agilis (Sand lizard)
Lineage: Eukaryota; Metazoa; Chordata; Lepidosauria; Squamata; Lacertidae
Gene: ERICH2
Product: glutamate rich 2
Exons: 13
Coding region: 146-985 (279 amino acids)
Source: RefSeq, a predicted model, not a curated record